Molecule: messenger RNA, 7332 nt
Organism: Patiria miniata (bat star)
Lineage: Eukaryota; Metazoa; Echinodermata; Asteroidea; Valvatida; Asterinidae
Product: tuberin-like
Biological process (GO): positive regulation of GTPase activity; regulation of small GTPase mediated signal transduction; negative regulation of Wnt signaling pathway
Cellular component (GO): cytoplasm; TSC1-TSC2 complex; nucleus
Molecular function (GO): GTPase activator activity
Source: RefSeq, a predicted model, not a curated record
CUCUAUCGAUCUAAACGUUGGGGAAGUCAAAACCAAAAUGGCGGCCUCCAUGAACUGCAUCAUGAAGUCAAAGUUUCGUUGAGGCCUACAUGUACCUUGCACAAGCUAAGUCUUUUGUGAGCCUGUGUGUUAAACUUCACAAUGGCUCGGCCAGCUUCCAAAGAAAGCUUCAAGCAGAGGAUUACCAGCAUCUUCCGCAGGAAGGAAAGUGCUAACAUUCCCAAUGUAGCAACCGAGUCCAGAUUUGAGGAGUUCCUCAUUACUCCAGCUCUACUCAAGGAGAUUCACAGGGAGAGUCCGUUCAGUCAAAGGGUCAAAGCAGUAAGAGAUCUAUGUGAAUUGGUGACGACCAAAAGACUGGAAGAUAAUGGGAUUGAAGCUCUGUGGGCAGCAACAGCAGAUUUCCUGGAGCCUCAGGUUCCAAUGGAACACAGACACCUCAUGUUGACAUUUAUGAAAUGUAUCAUUGUUGGUCAGAAUGAAAGGCUUGAGCUCAUGAGGGCAGUAUUCUUCGAGGUUAUCAAGAAGCACUCAAUCUUUGAAGAUCUGCCUCAAAGAUUGGAUGUCUUGAAGUCACUCAGCGCCAAUGGUAAAAACCUGCUUCACUUUGAGGAGGACAUGGGACCAUUCCUAUUGGCCUGGAUGCCUGAUGUUAUCAGUUAUGGCAUGACUGCUGAGUUUUUAGGUCUUCUUGUCAAUGUCUUCAAGUUCAACUCCUGUUACCUUGAUGACCACAUUGUGUCUGGACUUGUAAGGCAUACGUGUACAGUGUGUAGUCGUACAGGUCGUGAAUAUGACAUUGAGCAGUCUUUGAAGGUCUUGGAAGCUGUGGUUUGUUAUAGCUGUCUACCUACAGAUGCACUCUACAACUUUGUGACAGCACUGUGUAGGACGGUUGGAGUGCAGGAAUUUGCUCAGGCCAGUUGGAAGUUGAUGCGAAAUCUGUUCGGAACUCAUCUAGGUCACAGUGCAAUCUAUACAAUGUGUAGUAUCAUGGAGAAUGGGCAGAACCAAGGCGAUGUAAUUCUACUCAGAGGAGCAGUGUUCUACGUUGGUAUGGCACGUUGGGGAUCAAUGAGAGUGCAGUCACUCAAACACAACUUCACCUCUGUCCUACCAUCAUUCCUGAAGGCUUUACGUUGCAAGCAUCCCACAGUAGCAUAUGAAGUGACUCUUUCCCUUCAGCGAUUGGUCAAGAAAUAUGGCAAGGACAUGCAGCCUGUCACUUGGGACAUUGUGCUGGACAUUAUUGAGGACCUCUUCAGAAACAUACAGAUCUAUUCUACCCAUGAGCUUUUGCCUGAUGAUCUUCACGAUCUGUUGACGACAACCGAGCUGCUUCAUGAGAGUAAAUCAUUCAGUGGUUCUGCUUCCAGGCUGUUUGGUAUUGUUGAGGAGUUUGCUAACAUUAGACCGGAGAGUUCCGUCCUGACAUUGGUGUCAUUCCGAGCCCAGUCCAUCCAUCCUACCAAAGUUGAUUGGAUUCAGAACCUUCAAGGAUUGAUGGAUAGUUAUUUCAGAACUGAAGACCGUACAGCAAUCAGGGAAGCAGCACUGCGCGUCUUGUCAUCAGUUCUCAGCUCCACAAGUCACCUGUAUGAGGAUGACUUGAUUGAGAUGGUUGUCUUGCCUCAGCUUGGCCACAUCUCUGAGGAUCCCGACCCUGUCGUCCGUCAAGCUGCUGUUCAUCUUUUGAUGGACGUGGCUCAAGUUUGCCAAACUCAUCGCUGUGUGGACAUACUGGACAUUAUACAGAAGGUUGUCAUGAGACCCAUGCACACCGAAGCAAGUCUUGGUAUCACCUUAGAGCCAACUGAUACAUCCAAGAAUCUUGUCCCGCAUCAGAGAGUCGCUGAGACAGAUGAAGAUCUUGUAGAUAUCAAAGCAGCUGUGCUCAGUCUCAUGGAGCUCUUCAGGUCUAAGUUGUAUCGUCUACCAUCCAAUCAUUGUGUUCUUGCUUUUGAGCUGUUAGUGAAGCAUAUGCAGGCACAGUACCAGCAUACAUUCAACUCAGUCACAGCUCGGACAAUCAGACUCAUGGUAUUUGAGUAUCUUCUCAUGCUUCGUUCAGACAGCAUGUAUCACAUCGGUCUCCCAGACAAAGAUGGAAACAUCAGAUACAGCUCCUACGUUCUCUGUGAUUACAAACUUGAGAUGGAUAUCACUGGUAAGACCUCUCCACCUUCAGUUUGUGCAUCUCCUCCCAUCGUGGAACGUUUCUGUAAGACAACCUUCAUUCCCUUUGCUGAUGCUUUCAAGGUUAUCACGACCUGCUUGAAAUAUGAGACAGACUGGCACGUACUGAACAAGGUGUCACAGAGUUUGGCUAAAGCCCUGCAGAAUAGAACGCUGGUCCUAGCAUCCAAUGCAAACUUGGAUUUGCUGUGUUUGACACUCUGCACUAUGGUUGAUGAUAAAAGUCACAUUCGCCGACUGCAUCACACACCGCAGACAUUCACUAGAGCUGAUUUCUAUGUUGGAGUGUAUCGUGUUCUGACAGCCCUAGUGCCUUACCACACUCAACUUGAGAACAGACGACAGGUUGACCUUAUCAAAUGUCUGGAGGCUGGGCUGAAGCUGAAGUGUGCCCAACAAUGCGUAGAUGGGCUAACGCUGUGCGUCAUGGAAAUGCAAAAUACAAUGGUCAAAAUACUGCCCUCUAUCAUCCUGGAGAUGUCUAAGAUGUCAGCCACUCCUAACAUGGCCAUCCCUGUCUUGGAGUUCCUAUCAAGUUUGAUUUGGUUUCCGCAUCUAUAUACCAGUUUUGUAGAGAACCAGUAUAUGAGCAUCUUUGCUGUGGCGUUACACUAUACCAACCCCUUCAAGUUUUCAUUGUAUGUAGUGUCGCUGGCUCAUCACGUCAUUGCAAUGUGGUUUAUCAAAUGCCGUUUGGCAUUCCGCAGAGAGUUUGUUAAUUGUAUUACAAGGGGGCUUAGAGCAAGUUCACCUAAGAUGUCAUUAGACAGUCCGGGACGUGUUAAACUACGUAGAAGCAGCAGCUUGACUGAGAAAACUAGCCAGUUGUCGAAGAAAGAUGGUGGUAAAUCCCAAGAGAAAACUCAGGAAUCUGAGCGUGCGAGUACUGAGAUACUGAGUGAGUUACACUCAUUACUCACUGAGGGAUGUCUUGACAUGAUGGCUAGAUAUGCACAUUCCAACUGCACUACAGUACCAAAGAGGUCCCCUGUCGCAGAAUUUCUCCUGGCUGGUGGCCAAUCACAGUCCUGGUUGCUUGGCAAUAAGAUCAUCACCAUAACAACAAGUGGUGGAAGUUCCAGAAUGCAGAAGAACGGGAUUUGUGAGAAGUGCCAAUCGCUCAUCAAACUUGAAACUGGAGAGGAUCCAAAGCAGUGCAGCACAGAGAGCUCUACCAUCUGGAAGUCAGGGGAAUCCAGCAAAUCUGUUGAUGAGCCUUCUGGGGAGCAGCUGGCUCUGUCCAAGGGGUUUCUCAGAAGGCAACGGUCCAAGUCUGGAGAGAAAUCAUCAAGUCGUGGGACUACUUCUCCAUCCUCAUCCCCACUUCCCACUGACAAAUCCAAAUCCUUUGAGUAUAAUGCCCCACCAACUCCUGAGAAGUCUGUGUCUGAGACACGAGGAUCUCGUGCCAAUAGUCCACCGCCUCCCAAGUCUGGAAGAACCAGCGGUGAUAGCCACAAGUCUAAGUCUGGAGCAGCAAGUCCUUGUAGUACAGGCCGGGCUGGUUCUCCAGUAGUAGGUGAAUUGAAGCCCCAAGCAGAGACAUCUAAGGAGUUUAUGGAACGAGUUCAAGCAUCAUUACAUGAGAGAGCAGAGUCUUCAGCUGCCAAACUAUCCUCACUUAAUGUCUAUCAGUGCAACUGUUGGUGUCAGGGGUGGGCUGAGGUGUACGUGAGACGUCCAACUGGCAACACAUCAUGGAUUAUGAGGAUUGAGAAUGGGGGCGCCCUUCUCCCAACUACGCAGGACUUCCCAUUGGCAGAUAUCUCUUCACUCUUGCUGCGUAAUCGAGAGCUGGAUUUAGAGAUCGAUGCCAUUGAGUUUGAGGAUGAUGAUGAUGAUAAAGAUGAUACAGAAGAGAUGAUACUUGAGGGAGAUGGCAAGAUGGGAUCACAGGAGAAGGAUGUGGAGCAUAGCAACCAAUCAGUUGCGAAGCAACAAGAUGGUGAUGAGGAUUUCAAGUUUUCCAAGCCCAAGCUAGGUCAAUCUCCUCAAGUGCACCAUGGAAUAUCCUACUUCCCAGGAUACACUGCAGCACACACAGAUACUGAAGACCAGAGUGUCGACAUGGCAACAGUCAUUGAAGAUGCAACCACUGAUCUGGAAAACAUCACUGAGUUAGUGGAAGAUCCUACAACCGACCGUAGAAUCUUUCCACGAUCUAGCUCAUGUCCAAAUAUCAUGGAGACCUUGACAUCAACAGGAUCAGCGGAAGCAGAGACAGAGGAUCCUGAUGAGUUGAGCACAUCACCAAGGACUGUAGUCAAGAGCUUCCAACAGAAGCAAGCUCCUAUCUCUAGCUCCUACAAAGAGAUGUCUAUACUUGAGCAAAGACUGCUUCUUCAGGACAGCGCUUUUGGGAGUGCAUGUAAAGACAGUGAUGCUCACCCAACUGUAAACGUCCAAGAAACCACAAAUCAAGAAGGUGAAUCAAAACUCCAAGAUGCUGUGGACUUGAUGAAUAAAGACUUGCUCCAAACUGAAGUGGUAUCAACAGCUGCUGCCACUUCAUCAGCAAAGUUUUUAGUGCCACCUGAUGAUGUCUCACCAUAUACUCCAGACCAGACUCAACGGCGUGGAGGACAAAAGAAACCAAGACCUGUGUCUUUACCUCCACAAACCAAUGGGGAGGAGUUACAAAUACAUGUAGCUACAUCAGAUACCAAGAAACAGACUUAUGUUGGAGUGGAUGCCUUAAAAAGGCAACAGCGAACAGAGCUACAUUCGGUGGGACGUCCUAGAGGCCACACAGUAGCUUCCAUGGUGUCAUCUGCUUCCAAUGAGGAAUAUACAGGAAGAAGACGAAGAACUUCUGAGAACAGACCAAGGGUGAUGAACAGAACGGGGCUCAGUCCAAGUUUUAUCUUUCUUCAGAUCUACUAUUCGCCGAUGUUUUCUGAUGACACAGAAAGACCAAUGGCUCUCCCCUUAUCACAGGUGACUCAGCGGGCAGUCAAGGUACUAGACAGAAUUCCACCCUAUGACACACACAAGAUAGGAGUGUUGUACGUAGGAUCAGGCCAGACAAAAGACCAGACAGCCAUCUUAUCUAAUGUCUACGGAUCAACUCGUUAUGUAGAGUUCCUUCGAGGUCUUGGUAGGUUGAUAUCACUCAAAGACGUCUCUCCUAACGAGGUGUACACCGGUGGUCUAGAUCAUCAAGGAAGUGAUGGCAAGUUUGCUUACUGGUGGCACGAUGAUAUAAUGCAAGUAAUUUUCCAUGUGGCAACUCUGAUGCCCAAUAAGGAAUCAGACCCGACUUGUAACUGCAAGAAACUUCACAUUGGUAAUGACUUUGUGUCCAUUGUGUACAACGAGAGUAAAGAACCAUACCCUGGAACAAUCAAGGGCCAGUUCAACUUUGCAGAGAUUGUCAUUGAACCACUAGAUAGUGAGAGCAAUCUGGUCACAGUCCAAGCCAAACAAGACUUGGAGGCAAUGAUUGGAAGCCGUGGUCCGCGGAUGAUCACCAACAAGAACCUGCCACUGUUAGUGCGUCAGAUGGCACUACAUGCCAAUCUUGCUUCUCAAAUCUACCAGAGCCAAAUGCGAGGCAGCUUGGCUGAAGCUUACACCUCUAAUUGGCUGGAAAGAUUGCGUCAAAUCAAACGUCUUAGAGGCAAAAUCUCCCAGGGGGCGCCCUCCAAUACGUUAGCAGCAAUGGCAGCCACGUCGUCUCUUAGACAUCAUGAAAGAAGGAAAGGAUCUUCGGUGACUCUUGAUGACUUCACUGAUUAUGCUUGAGUGCUGGUCGUGUUGUAAUAGUUAAUGUCAAUGAUAUGAAUUGGUUGUUAUUUUAUGGACCAGUCUGAGCAUGUUGUCAACUCUAUCACAAUGGUGUCCUUCCAUGGCAAAAACAUUGUGCUAGCUAUUGUUCAGAUAGUCUGUCAAGGGCUGAUUGCUUGGUAAAAUCCCACACACAAUGGUUUCAUUCAGUGAAGGGGAGUUUGUGCAUUUACAGUUAUCAUAUACCCACAUUUGUCUAUAGUGAUUCAUUUACAAAAGCAUAUUCUCUAGUUUUGUCAAUUAAAAGCACAGGAGACAAGAAAUAUCAUCAGUGACAUUUCACUAAUUAUACUCCCUAGCAGGAUGUGCAUUUGGCAUGCCUUAUACCCCCCCCCCAGUCUGCCUUGAUAUCACCCCUCCACCUUUCCUGCCAACUAGAUCUGCACCUGGAGCCCACUGAUUUACAUGUAUAUGUAACUUUUAUGAAGCAAUGCCACUUAACAUCACUUUAGUCCUGACCAAAUUUUGUUGGUAAAAUUCAGUGCAGAAUUUUAACUGGCACAUGUACCUUUCCAAGUGAUUCACCAAUUUAAUCCAUUUAUGCCGUGCACCGUUAGAUUAAAAGACCUUCCCCAAAAAUACAUUUGAAGUAAAUAUCCAUUGAUUUGAAAUAAUUAAAUUCCCAGUCUGUGUAUGUGAAUUGUUCAAGUCUUAUUCCCAAGGUUUUAGCAAGCCUUACCCUUGUUGGGUCUGUUUAAAGCUCACAUUCCAUAUCACUUACUGUAAGAAACUACAAUUCAUUAAAAGUAAUUAACUUGUAACAAAUUUAAUUAUAUUCAGGAAAUUAAAAACUUGUAACAAAGUUAAUGUCAAACUGGAAUGCUGUUCAUAUCAAUAAUUAAAAACAUUGAUGAAUUUGUAACACAAGUUUCUUUUAACAAAUUGGUAGUUCUAGUGAUUGAUUGGGGAUAUGUUGGUGUGUUUGGUGUUUUUUUGCUAAUUUAGAAAUCUUGUUUGAAAAUUUAAAAGACUUUAUGUGUAAUAUGUGAUUGAGCAAGAAGAACAUUGUCCUGGCAAGUUAAUUGGCUUCUCAGUGAGUAAGCCUUUUUCAUGAAUAUAUAUGACAGAAUUGUCGGUAUAAAAUUGGUUAAACCCUUUCACACCGUACGUCAGUUUUUAAUUGCAAUCCUUGAAAUCUGUUCCAUUUUAGUUAUUUUAAUGUUCAUUGCCACUUAUGAGGGCUUUUUGGUACCAUUUUGCAAGAACAAAACUGCAUGUUACUAGACAGAAACUCGCGUGCACUCAUUUCAGCAUACAAAGUGACCUGAAUUGCAUGUUUUUUUGUUAUUGUUCUGCUUUCAGUGUUUCGUUGUAUGUCAGUAAAUAACACUCGGUGAGACAAUAAGAAAA